This is a messenger RNA of Aricia agestis (brown argus), 969 nucleotides long. RefSeq lists its product as uncharacterized. Bases 1 to 969 code for a protein of 322 amino acids. The record is from RefSeq and is a predicted model, not a curated record. The transcript has a single exon. NCBI's taxonomy places the organism in Eukaryota, Metazoa, Arthropoda, Insecta, Lepidoptera, Lycaenidae.
AUGAAGUACCUGGGUUUAGUCCUAGACUCCAGGUGGUCCUUCACGCCCCACUUCCGCAGAUUGGCACCAAAGCUAAAAAAGACGGCCAUGGUUCUUGGACGCCUCCUGCCCAACUUGGGGGGUCCGGGAUCCGCCUGCAGGAGACUUUAUGCGGGGGUCCUUCAAUCCAUGGCCCUCUAUGGAUUGAAGGACCCCCGAUCCCCUAUGGCUCCUGUCUGGGCGGAUAAUCUCAAUGCGCAGAGAAGAGCCUUAUUGAGGAGUCCGCAGCGAACAAUGGCCCUGCGGAUGAUUCGCGGUUACCGGACGGUGGCCACCGAAGCGGCGUUUGCAUUAGCCGGUACCCCUCCAUGGGACCUGGAAACCCGUGUGCAUGCGGAAAUCUACUCCCGCACUGCAGCAGCAAAGGAAAGAGGGGAACGGGUGCCACCAGAUCUGGCAGCCCAAUGGCGUCGCCAAGCGCGAAUGCUGAUAAUGCGCACCUGGCAAGACCAAAUGGCAUCUCCAACUGCCGGUCACAGAGUUGUUGCAGCAAUUCAGCCAGUACUGGAGGAUUGGGUGGCGCAGCGUAAUGGGACUCUCUCCUACCGGAUGGUGCAGAUGCUGACAGGACAUGGGUGUUUCGGUCACUACCUGCAUCAUACGGCCAGACGGGAGCCAACGCCUCAGUGCCAUUACUGUACGGAGGAGGACGACACGGCGCAGCACACGCUCGUUGCCUGCCCAGUCUGGGUCGCACAACGGGCAGGACUCUGCGCCGCUAUAGGACCAGACCUGACACUCCCGGACAUAAUAAGAGCACUAGUCCGGUCGAGAGAAGCCUGGCAGGCGGUCUCUACUUUCUGCGAGUCUAUCAUGACGCAGAAGGAGGCCGCUGAGAGAAAUCGGGAAGCCGAUGAAGCUGCUGACCCAAUAAGGAGAAGACGCGGAGGACGAAGACGCGCUCAACAUGAGCGUCAACUCCCGCCAUAA